Messenger RNA from Olea europaea var. sylvestris, 799 nucleotides. Its product is annotated as Golgi SNAP receptor complex member 1-1-like. The record is from RefSeq and is a predicted model, not a curated record. Gene Ontology annotation, biological process: vesicle fusion; endoplasmic reticulum to Golgi vesicle-mediated transport. The transcript has 4 exons. Gene Ontology annotation, molecular function: SNAP receptor activity. Gene Ontology annotation, cellular component: Golgi membrane; cis-Golgi network; SNARE complex. NCBI's taxonomy places the organism in Eukaryota, Viridiplantae, Streptophyta, Magnoliopsida, Lamiales, Oleaceae. Bases 1 to 471 code for a protein of 156 amino acids.
AUGGUAAGCCAACGAAGUUUGUUAGGUUUUAAUGAAAAUGGCUCCACCAAGCUGAAUAAAGAAGAUCGCAUGCCUGAAUUUAAUCGGCUUCGCUCUAGUCAAAGAGCAAAGAAAGAGCAUGCUUCUUUACUCGAGGAUUUUAGGGAGUUUGAUCGGACAAGAUUAGACCUGGAAGAUGGUGGUGGUUCAUAUGACCAAGCUCUCCUCAAAGAGCGGGCUACCCUCAAUAGAAGUACAGGACAGGUGGACUCUGUGAUCUCACAAGCCCAAGAGACCUUGAAAUCACUCGUGUUUCAACGUUCGACAUUUGGGGGCAUUAACUCAAAGCUUAGUAAUGUCAGCAGUCGGCUUCCAACUGUGAAUCACAUUCUCUCGGCAAUAAAGAAGAAAAAGUCCAUGGAUACCAUCAUCCUUUCCUUGCUUGCUGCUGUUUGCACGUUUCUCAUAUUAAUUUACUGGUGGACAAAAUAGGAAAACAUUGCGACUGUACUGGUGGAGCCUUACGCGCGAUCUUUUGCUAGUUACAUUUUUUGUACAUGCCUUGCCAUGUUAUGCUGUAACAAAUUCUUUUUGUAUUCUUUACUGAUAUUGGCUUGUCAUGCAAAAUAUUGCAUCCAUUUGGUUGGCCAAAGACACUUUGGUACCCCCCCCUCCCCCAACACACGCAGCUUCUUCUUUUUUUCUUUUUUUCUUUUUUUUGAAAAAAUCAUUGGAGAGCCAAUUCGUGAGUUAGUUUGGAACAAGCACUGUAAAUUUCUGCUAUUUGAUAUCUCUGGUUUGAAUGCAGCAGAUGGAGGCA